AUGGCGGAUGAUCUAGCUGAAUCGCUACAGAGUCUCUUCACGAGCGUAUCAUCCAUGGUGAAAUCUGAGCUCCAGGGAACGAACAAUCAACUGGAUCUAUUGGAGAAGAUGAAUCUGAGAGUUGCUUCAGAGUACGAUGAUAUGGGUGACGUGGCAUCUGGGCUUAGGGUUUUCGCGGAGCAGAUGAAGUGUAAAAGUGGUGGUUUGGAUGAAUUUGUGGGACAGAUGGACGCAAUCGAGAAACAAGUGUCGGAAUUCGAAGCUGUGAUUUCUGUUCUUGAUCGAAUCUAA
Arabis nemorensis is the source of this 291-nucleotide messenger RNA. The record is from the annotation of a GenBank genome assembly. Lineage: Eukaryota; Viridiplantae; Streptophyta; Magnoliopsida; Brassicales; Brassicaceae.